AUGGUGUUAGGAAUGAUAAAUGAGAUUCAACAAUAUCUCGAUGCAAGGUAUAUUGGCCCUCCAGAAGUUGCUUGGCGAAUAUUUGGUCAUCCUUUGCAUGCAGAGAUGCCAACAGUUGUACGAUUGGCACUGCAUUUACCUGGAAUGCAUCGCGUUGUUUUUAACCCAGAAGAAUCAUUAGAAACGAUUCAAUCUAGAGUUGGUCAACAAAUGUCAACUCUUACUGGCUUCUUUGCAUAUUGUGCUGGCAGUGAAGAUGAAUGUCCAUUCACUUAUCAAGAAUUUCCACAACAUUAUGUUUGGCUCAAGUCUGAAAAGAGAUGGAAAUCAAGAGAAAGGGGAUAUGCAAUUGGUAGAAUGUAUUUUGCUAGCCCUAAUUGUGGUGAAAGAUUUUAUCUACGUUUGUUACUAACCGUUGUUAAAGGACCAAAGUCGUUUCAGUCUUUACGCACGGUCGAUAAUGUUGUGCAUGAUACAUUUAAAUUAGCAUGUGUUGCAAGGGGGCUUUUAGAAGAUGAUGAAGAAUGGAUACAAUGCUUGAAAGAGGCUGUAGUUAUGAAAACUGGAUAUCAAUUGAGGAGAUUGUUUAGUAUUAUUCUUACCCAGUGCUCUCCACUAAAUCCAUGUGCACUAUGGAAUCAAUUCUCAACGCAUAUAUGUGAUGAUCUUGCACAUAAGAUUCGUACAUUGUUUGCCAUUUCUAACCCAACUGAGGCUCAAAUUAAAGAUUAUGGUCUCCAUCUUUUGAAUCAAAUGCUUCAUGAAUCAGGAAAAAGUUUAAUUGACUUCCCACCCAUGCCACAACCUACAGCAAAUUGGAGUGCAGUAGUUGGGAAAACAUUUUUGUACAAUACGAUAGCAUUAAAAUGUCGCAACCUUAGGCAUAUCGUUAUUACUGUGGCUUCAUCUGGAAUUGCAUCAUUGUUACUGGUCGGAGGUCGCACUGCACAUUCAACAUUUUCCAUCCCAUUAGAUGUAUUGGAAAAUUCAAAUUGUGGGCUUAGUAAACAAUCAUUACAAGCUGAGUUAUUUAGAGAAACAAAACUCAUAAUUUGGGAUGAAGUUCCGAUGCAACAUAGAUAUUGUGUUGAGGCAGUUGAUCGUACAUUGAGGGAUAUUUGUGAUAGUGACAAACCAUUUGGGGGUAUUAUUGUUGUUCUUGGUGGAGACUUUCGACAAAUCUUACCAGUUAUACCCAAAGGAGUUCGUGAGCAAAUUGUGAAUGCAUCAUUAAGACACUCUGUUCUAUGGAAGCAUAUACAUAUCUUAACUUUGGAUUUGAAUAUGCGCUUGAAUCAUGAAGACCGUGAAAAUGCUAAUUUUGCAAAUUUCUUGAUGGAGAUUGGGACCAAUCUUCAAGAAAUCGUUAACCUUCCAUCAACAAUACACAAAUGUCAAGAUUUGAAUGAAUUACUCUCUACAAUUUACCCACGAUUGAACAUAAUAGAGACGUCAACCCCAACAUUUUUAACUGAACGCACAAUUCUGUCUGCGCGUAACGAUGAUGUCAGUGACAUCAAUACUACUGCAUUGAAUAUCUUUCCAGGGAGAUUACAUACUUAUCUUGCAGCAGAUAAAAUGUCUGAAGAUAAUGAAGUCGAUCCUACUAUUACAAAUAGAUAUCCUAAUGAAUAUUUAAAUUCAUUGGAUCCUCCUGGGUUGCUAACUUUUAAGUUAGAGUUGAAGGUGGGUUGUCCUAUAAUAUUGUUGAGAAACAUUGCACCGAAAGAUGGACUAUGUAAUGGUACAAGAUUGAUGGUUACUAGGUGCGACACUCGCAUAAUUGAAGCUCAAAUUUUAACUGGAGAAAAGUUUGGCAAUUUGGCAUUCAUACCAAGGAUAUCUUUGGCACCAUCUUCUUCAAAAAUGCCUUUCCAAAUGACAAGACGUCAAUUUUCAGUCCGAUUGGCAUAUGCCUUGACCAUUAAUAAAUCUCAAGGACAAUCUGUGAAAUUUGUUGGGGUUGAUUUGCGCAUACCAGUGUUUAGCCAUGGGCAAUUAUAUGUGGCAUUGUCCAGAUGUACAUCAUUUGAUCGUAUAAGUAUUCUACUCCCUAAAGAUUGUUUGGAUUCUACUACAAAUAUUGUUUAUCCUGAAGUGUUGUUGUAG
This is a messenger RNA of Diospyros lotus (date-plum), 2109 nucleotides long. RefSeq lists its product as uncharacterized. Gene Ontology annotation, molecular function: DNA helicase activity. NCBI's taxonomy places the organism in Eukaryota, Viridiplantae, Streptophyta, Magnoliopsida, Ericales, Ebenaceae. Gene Ontology annotation, biological process: telomere maintenance; DNA repair. The record is from RefSeq and is a predicted model, not a curated record. The transcript is spliced from 3 exons. Bases 1 to 2109 code for a protein of 702 amino acids.